Mus caroli (Ryukyu mouse) is the source of this 1688-nucleotide messenger RNA. RefSeq names its product inactive 2'-5' oligoadenylate synthetase 1C-like. Gene Ontology annotation, molecular function: nucleotidyltransferase activity; double-stranded RNA binding. Gene Ontology annotation, biological process: negative regulation of viral genome replication; defense response to virus; regulation of ribonuclease activity. Gene Ontology annotation, cellular component: membrane; nucleoplasm; cytosol. The record is from RefSeq and is a predicted model, not a curated record. Lineage: Eukaryota; Metazoa; Chordata; Mammalia; Rodentia; Muridae.
AGUCAGCAGACAUUCCUGCCCUCAGGAUGGCGAAAAACCUUAGCAGCACUCGGAUUGCUCUCUGCAGCACUCCAGCUUGGAGGCUGGAUAAGUUCAUAGAGGGUCACCUCCUUGGUGACAUCACCUUCCUUACUGAGCUCAGAACAGACGUGAACUCCAUAAGUGCUUUCCUGAAGGAGAGAUGCUUCCAAGGUGCCGCCCACCCUGUGAGGAUCUCCAGGGUUGUGAUGGGUGGUUCCUACAAUCGAUACACCAUGCUCAAGGGCAGGUCAGAGGUCGACCUAUUGGUAUUCUUUAAUAAUCUCACCUGCUUUGACGAUCAGUUCAAGCUACAGAAAGAGGUCAUCGAGGAAAUUCAGAAACACCUGUGCCAGUUCCAGCAAGAAAAACGACUGAGAGAGAAGUUUGAGGUCCAGAGCUCAGACCAGCCCAACUUCAGGUCCUUGAGCUUCAAGCUGAGCUACCCCAAGUUUCAGCAGGAGGUGGAAUUUCAUAUGCAGACAGCCUAUGAUGCCCUGUAUGAAGUGAGAAGAAAAGAGCGUCGUAACUGUGACAUUUACAACAAAGUAUACGCCCGACUCAUCCGUGAGUGCACCAUGCUGGGCAAGGAGGGCGAGUUCAACAUCUGCUUCAUGGAGCUUCAGCAAGACUUUCUGUGGAAACGUCCAUGCGAGCUGAAGAACCUCAUCUGUCUGGUCAAGCACUGGUAUCAACUGUGUAAGGAGAAGCUGAGGGAGCCGCUGCCCCCACAGUACGCCCUGGAGCUGCUCACUGUCUACGCCUGGGAACAUGAGCUUCCAGACAAACACGAAACAGAGACAGCUCGGGGUUUCCGAACCGUCUUAGAACUGAUCACUAAGUACCUAUGCCUUCGAAUCUACUGGACAUUGUAUUAUGACGUUCUACAUGAACAGGUCAAUGCCUACCUGUACUCACAGGUCAAAAGAGUCAGUCCUCUGAUCUUGGACCCAGCAGACCCAACAUGGAACGUGGCUGGUUUAAACUUACAGGGCUGGUGCAUACUGGCAGAAGAGGCAAAAGCCUGGCUGGAUUACCCAUGCUUUAAGAACAGGGAUGGUUCCCGAGUGAGCUCCUGGGAUGUGCCGCCAGAGAGAAAAGGAUGUGUCUUCCUGUGAGCAACCAAGCAUCUGUCAGGGGCAUGUCCUCCUCUGCUGUAAGACUUUGACCUAGAGAGGACAGGAUGGUGCUCAUGGAGCCAGCGAGGGACAUCCAACUUGUGAUCAGACCCCAGGCUUCUGAUCCCUGCCUGCCCGUGGACAGCCUUCCUCACAGCCUGUUUCAUCUGCCUAAGCCUCUAACAGUGUUUUCUGGGAGUUAGGCUGUGAUGGACAGAGAUGAACGCAAGAUUGACUUCCAUCUGUCCACCUGUUGGGAGGUUCUGUCCAAUAGUGGCUGAUCAUCAUCAACAAACCACAGCAAGCCAUGAGGGGGGUGUGCACUCUGAGGGAUCCAUCCUCAUCUCACAUAGAAACUCUUCCACAGCUGCACAUGUCCCUGGAGCCAUGGGAAUCUGUCUAGUGAUCAUCGAAGUGCACUGUUUCUGCAACAUGCAGGCUGGGUUUCUGGCAGUGCAGGAGAAUAAAAUUGCAUGGACUUUGAAAUUUUGAUGUGUGUUUGUGAGGAUGAAAUUUGAAGCACUGAAUUAAAGCAAAAUGCAUCAAAUGAAA